GUUUUUCCACAUCCAGAAUUGGCGGAGUGUUGGCUGCAUUUACACCGCAUCGACCAUGGCAUCACGAGCACAGCGAACGCUUAAAUCGCGACGCGAAUCGUCGCUGUUGAUCGGUGGCUUUGUCCUCUUGGGUGGGCUGGCGAUGUACUCCCUUCCCUAUUUCAUUGUCAAAGGAAAGCAAGGGCAAAACACAUUGGCGAAGGAAGGCCCGCUCUCGAAGACCGAGGUGCGCCGAGGAGCGUUCCUGAACUCUGGCUCAAAGGACAUUGGCCCUGACCCCGACUGGAGCUUCGUCACCAACUCUUAUCAAGGACGCCGCAGUGCCUACCCUGAGCGACCAAAGCAAAGCGAGGCAUAACUGCUUGUGUGGCGCAGACACCGUGAUCUGCCACGUCGUAGAUAGCUCUCUUAUACUUGAAUCUGAUCUUGAUUUCUCCUUGUUCUCACGUAUUGGACGCGCAGGUUGUCGAACAAGC
Molecule: messenger RNA, 476 nt
Organism: Aphanomyces astaci
Lineage: Eukaryota; Oomycota; Saprolegniomycetes; Saprolegniales; Verrucalvaceae
Exons: 2
Coding region: 56-358 (100 amino acids)
Source: RefSeq, a predicted model, not a curated record